AUGAUGAAGUUUGCAUCUUUUGAGACCAUUGUGGAACUAAUCUACAAGUAUGCCAUUCCUAAGCCCAAAGAAGAGUGCAGCAAAGCUCUGCAACUUGGAGUGAGCUUUGCUGGUGGAUAUGUGGCCGGUGUUCUCUGUGCUAUUGUGUCUCACCCUGCCGACAAUCUUGUCUCUUUCCUCAACAAUGCUAAGGGAGCGACUGUUGGUGAUGCUGUGAACAAGCUUGGGGUGUGGGGUCUCUUUACACGUGGUCUUCCCCUUGGUAUUGUCAUGAUUGGAACUCUCACAGGGGCUCAAUGGGGGAUCUAUGAUCAUUGUCAAGCAUAUAUGUGCAUGGCUGCCUCUGCAUGUGUAUGUAAUGUAGAGGCGCUUAGUUGUUUGUUGGAAGCUGACUUGGUAGUUUCUAAUGGGCUUUUAAUAUGUUGUCCAGGCGAACCACUGGCGGUGGUGUUCCUGUUGCUGCCCCAACCCAUUCUUCUACUGAGCUUGCAAAGCCGUAGAAUCAACUGGAAGAGUUUAUUUGCGGAACCUGAGACAGUACCUCAUCAAAGGAUCAAUAAGCAUAGAAUAGCUGAUGCUUCUUGA
Ilex paraguariensis (yerba mate) is the source of this 585-nucleotide messenger RNA. The record is from the annotation of a GenBank genome assembly. Lineage: Eukaryota; Viridiplantae; Streptophyta; Magnoliopsida; Aquifoliales; Aquifoliaceae.